This is a messenger RNA of Pyricularia pennisetigena, 5257 nucleotides long. RefSeq lists its product as uncharacterized. Bases 521 to 5257 code for a protein of 1578 amino acids. Lineage: Eukaryota; Fungi; Ascomycota; Sordariomycetes; Magnaporthales; Pyriculariaceae. The record is from RefSeq and is a predicted model, not a curated record. The transcript is spliced from 4 exons.
GGGCACAAUAAACAAGCAGGUCUCCCGCUAUGAGGUCAGCGCCGUAUACACGCAUCCAGAUGCGAAGGUCGACAUUGUUCUUGUCCAUGGCCUGAAUGGCGACCCGCAAAAGACGUGGACGGCCCGCACCAACGGCGUCUACUGGCCUGCAGACCUCCUGCCAGUCUCGCUGAAGAAGCAGCAUGCAAACAUCUUGGUAUAUGGGUACAAUGCCGACGUCUACUCGACCCGCAAUGACCGCAGCGCCAGUGACAACUUCAUUCACGUCCACGCUCAGACGCUCGUCGCGACCCUGACCAAUUAUCGCAAGAGCGAGGACACGACAAAGAAUCCUAUCAUUUGGGUCGCGCACAGUCUCGGCGGCAUUCUCGUGAAGCGGGCCUUGCUGUACAGCAACGAUCUGCGAAACACGGCCCACGAUGCUCUGAGGUCCAUCUACGUCUCGACCUUUGGAAUCAUCUUUCUUGGCACGCCACACACCGGGUCUGACGUGGCUCAUUGGGCGGGAGUGUUACAGCACAUGUCGGACGCGGUGGUGCCGAAACGCUUUUUUGAGUCCGAGUCGGUUCUUCUCAAGACGCUCAAGCGAGACAAUGAGACCUUGCAGAACAUCAACAGCCACUUCCUCGAUGUCUACCAGCGGUUCAAGAUCCACAUGGCUCAUGAGAACCACAAGACAGACAUCAAGGGACACAAGGUCAUCAUCGUUGACGCUAAUUCGGCGAGCCCUCAACUGCCGGGCGUCAUCUACUAUGGUAUAGAGGCGACACAUUCUGGCAUGGCCAAGUUUGACAGUGACAACGCUCCCGGCUAUAGGAUGGUCUCGACCACCCUUCGUGAGUGGGUGACCGAGGCGCCAAAUGUUAUCCAAGUCCGAUGGGGUGUUGAGGACGAAGAGCGCCUGGCCAGAGCCAGAAAUGACAUUAAUGAGCAGAUGAGGGCGUUUAGUCCUCCCCAGAGCGCUUCCGGCCAGAGCCGAUCUUCGGCAAGCGGUAGGUCCCCUUCGCCCUCAAACACAAUAUAUACACCCUCCGAGAGUUCCGCGCAAGGCUCUGUCGCUUCUUCAAGAUCGACAGCGCAUCGCACCAAUAGAGAGAUUCGUUAUCUUGAACCACCACCUAACGCUCCUCCACCAUCAGAGGCGUCCACGUCUCACGAUGGAAGAUCCGAGAUCUCGGCAACUUCACCCUUGCCAUUGAUACCAGAAUCUUCCCGCCCAAGCCUUCCGCGAGAAGGGACAUCAGGGGUUAUUUUCAUUCACCCAGAGACGUUCAGGCCAAACUCGUACAACAUUGGUCGAGAGCAAGAGAUGAGGGACCUGCACAAGAAGCUCAUGGAUAAAGGACGUCGAGCCUAUGGAACAUCGGCUGUGCUCCUGCAGUGUCUACCGGGCGGUGGUAAGACACAUUUGGCACGGCAGUACGUAUUCAAACACAAAGCCGAUUACUCAGGCGGUGUCUAUUGGGUACGUGCCAAGUCGAUACCCGAGAUGGAACACUGGUUCUGGCGCAUCGCAAAGACAGAAGCAAUACGGGAUUCGCUUGAGGAUGUGGCUGGUGGCGCAGUGGAUGACGAGCUGCUACGAGACCCGAGCCGUAUCGUCGACAUAGUCCGCGCAUGGUUUGAGACUUUUGACGACUGGCUUCUAGUUUUUGAUGGCAUACAAUUCGACGCCAAAGGCACCGAGCGUUUUAUCCCGAGUCGUCCUGGAACCUCGAUUAUAUUCACCUCGACUGACGCCGCAGUGGGCGGUGAUCAUCAGUUCGACAAUCCGCAGGUGAUGGAGCUGGAUCUACUGACAGUGCAGGAGGCGCAGGAGCUGCUCCUCCUUGAGAUGGAGAAGCCACGACCUUGGUCCCAGGACGAUCGUUCGCGGGCAAUGGAGCUUGUGCAGCUUAUGGGGCGCUUACCGCUUAUGAUUCACGUUGCGGCCCAGCACCUCAAAGCGACCAGAGAGCCACUAUCGAAGUAUCUGAGGUCGUACCGCAGUAGGCCCAAGGUUGGAAGUUUGCCGGCUUAUCGGGCCGUCUACGACCAACUUCAUGACCGCGGUGCCAACGCAGCGCUGAAUCUCAUGUCAAUACUGGUCUUCUUCGACUCGCACGUGCCAGUGGAGAUGAUUGCGCUCGGUCUCCAAGCUUUGGAUAACACAACACCAGUCAAGACUUUCGAUGUUUCACAUAAGAAGAUGACACUGAACAACUCACUCAAAGUGCUGAUAAUGUUCGCGCUAAUCGAGCGGAUAGAGAGCGAUGAUAUCUCGCCAACCAGCUCACGCAGUUCACGGCAAAGCUUCGAUCGCAGCGUUGAAUACCUCGAUAUCCUGAGAGUUCACAGUGUCGUACAAGCCUUCUUUGUUGAGACUCUGGCCGAGGAGAAACAGCAUAUUUUCUGGCUCGAACGUGCCGUCGCAGUGUUUUGUCGGUCAUACGACGAAGCAGAUAAUCGUGUCAAACACGACCCAAAGAUAGGGCUGCCAGACGACUAUCGGCGUUUUCAUAUCCAUGGACGCAAGCUUCUUGACCAUGUGGAGCGGUUUGAGAAGAAAGCCGUGGAUCGCGAGCGCCUGGUAAAGUCGCGCAAGGCAUUGGAGCUUCGGUCCGGGCUUUGCCACGACUCUAUCACCUCACUCACGCAAAAAGUGCAAGCACACAUCGUCAACCGGACUGCCGAUGAGGCGCCGCCUUCGUCUGUCUUUGAAAGGAACAGCGGCAGUCUGUCCGAAACGGACAGCGGCACCCCGAACAGCCAGCAAAGCUUGUCGGGCGUGGAGCAAUGGGUUCCUAUCUUGGACAAUGAUAAUAUUCCCCUUGGGACUUACCAAGAGUCUCCGAAGAAAGUCGCUGCGCCGCUGGACUAUGUCAACCCCUAUCACUUCCAUGUUCCGGUGCCGUAUCCAGAGAAGCAAACAAUACCGGCCCCGCCGUUUGUGGCGGACGCUGAUGACACAGGAACUGUCGUGCCUGCGGUUCCCUCCCCACGGAUAGACCCUGCCACGCCUGGUAUCGAAGAAGCGACUUCUGCCGUGCUCAAUUCCCCGCGCUCGCCGCCAUGGCAGCUUGUGUCACAUUCUCCGCAGCAUAGGACCGUCAAGAAAAAAGAAGGCCGCCGCUACCAUGAUCGCGCAGGGGCUUGGCGAGACAGGACCGUCAGUGAUCCGCGUAGUAGCAUCAGCCGAGAGACGGCCAAGGGGUUUAGAUACGAUGCGCAGAUUCAUUCCCAACAUGGGGGCUCCCCACGGCGAACCUCUGUGGCACCAGAAACGACGGCCGAGAGCGGGGCGAGGAUGAUCCUCAACAAACUCAAGCAGACUUCGCCGGCCGGUGGCGCGGUUGCCGAAAUGAUCAACGACGUUAGUGUUAUCCUGAGCGGUGAUGACAAGACAGUCCGGAGUGUUAGCCACACAACGGGGGCCCCAGUGCGUCCGAAGCUAAGGAUCGACGGUGCAAACGGUCACAGCUAUGCGAGUGUGGCAGCGGGGAGGCCAAGGCCGAUAGGAAACACGACGGCCAUUGACCCAGACGUAAGAGGCAGGGGCAUUGGCCAUCAUGACGAACCGCCGACCUCGCCAGGCGAAUUCCACAACGAGUACUUUAAGACUGUGGCCAGUCCUCCGUCAAGUUGGACCGAGAAGACCCAAAACGCUCUGCAGCGGUUCAGAGAAAACAUUAAACCCCGGUCUCGAACCUCGUCCGAACGCUUGAAUAGUAGGGAGCCUAGUGCACGGAGACCAUCAAACGGCACCGCCAAGAGCCGCAGUCGAGGGUCAAGCGUAUCGAGCACGCGGGCAAGGCCGCCAAGAAGACCUUGGUCAGACCUGUCGAGGAAGUCAAGCAGCGAUCUGCUGAAGCAUCACCGCAAGGGCAAUUCCGAGUCUCCGAUCACGGUUGUGGCUGAGUCGCCCCUGGAUGAGACUCGCAGACCUACUCAGCCGGGUAGCAAAGUACACAGUAACGUCAGUAGUCCCGCACUCGUGCCACAGACCAACAUCAGCAGUCCACCGCGGGCACCUGCAACGCUCUUUGCCGGCUCGCGCUCGACAAGGUCGAGUCCUGGUCAGGUUACAUCACCUUUCUCUCCUCCCCCCAGUCUUCCAUUUGAGCGCCAAGCUCGUGGGUCUGUUGCUGGUUGUGGUCCGCAAUUCCAGCCAUUCCCAUCGGCCACUGGCGGGCCCACUGUGUCUGGGUCGGUUCAGAGAUGGGAUACCGACCUCCCUCUAUACAGUCCUGGCCGGGCCAGAAUUCCUUCUUUGGAGCUGCUCGAAACGCUGCCUGACGAGCCUGACUAUGAAGAGGGCAUCAUGACGCGGUCCACGCCGUCUAUUCGGAACAGCACCAGUGAUUACCAUCACUCCGCUGCACCAGUGACUGGAUAUCCUCCAAAAACGCAUGGGCGCCGACAAAACCACAGAAUCAGCGGCGGUCCGCACCAAAACCCCUAUAUUAUCAGUGUACAGCCGCCGCAGGCUCCAUACCCCCCUUCCCCGGAUGGUUACACGUCAUUGCCCAUGUCGCGCAACCCCAGCGGAGAAACGCAACCGCAGAAGCAGAAGCAGUCCCUCGUCCCCAUGCCCGUCAGGUACGCCCCACCAGUUCCAACCACAAGCAACAGGUCAUCCCCAACGGGUGCUCCCAUUGGUGGCUUGACCAACAGCCGGGGCGCCUCCCCCCAGCCGUACAUGUACUACAGCUACGGCUACGACGCAGGCGGCAGCCGCAGCGGGUCUGGCAGCGUCUACAGCCACGCGCCUUCGGACGUGCGCACCGAGCCGUCGCCCCGUAUAGGCCCGGCGUUCCCUGACGUUCCGACAAGCUACCAGCGAUAUGAGGAGCGGCAUUCGGAGCUCAUGUCACGCGGCCCUCACCACGCCGGCUCUGGGGGCUUAUUGACGGGGUCCUCGGCUAUCGCAGCGCCCGCGUCUGCUCGGUCGACCAGUCCUGCUUCCGGCGGUGUUGCUCGCGGUAGGAAGUCGCCAGUCGUCCCUGUCAAAUUUGGCGCACCGCCUGGGCAAAGUCCAGAUUUGGUGCAGGGUGGGGAGGCAAUGGCACGUUCCGGCUCGUCGCCUGGGGGGUUAAAGCUUGGAGACGGACGGUUCAUCGAGUUUGGCAAGGUCCCUGUUGAUGUCGUUGCAGCUGGGCAGAGGGUGCGGAAGUUUGAGAGGGAAAGGUCAAGAGGCAGGGAUAGAGAUGGGUGGGAGAUGGUUGAGGGUGGCAGCGGCAGUGGUGAUGGGUUGCAUGGACUCGGGAUAACUGAAUAA